CUAACUAGACAGCGUUUUCUAUUUGUUCGGAACGUUUGUUCAACGCGCGUGCGAUGCCCAAACAUGCUCUCUAGGUAGCCAGCGCACUAGAUUUUGAGACACAAUCCGUGUAUGCUGUGGAUGGGAAUGUAUCCCAGCAUGCUUGACAGUCAGCGGUAUGAACAGGGAAGGAUGAUGAAGCUAAGAUGGCAGCGCUAAUAGGGGUGCUGUCUUUACGGACUCAAGAAAAACACCAGGGACAAACGCGAAGCACGGACGUCAGCUCGCGCAUUUGACUCUUUCCACUUCGUACAACUGGACUUGAAAGCCCGAUGCGGUUGGAUCGCUUGCAGUCGAGGGGAUAAAGGUUGAAUUUUGAUCCGGGGGAAGGAAGGGACGUGUGUUUCGCAGUUGCAGCAGAGCGGCUAACCGUUAACGUCGUUGCAUCGCGAGCGCCGAAUUAAUCGGAGAUACACGGAUGUAAUUCACCGGGCGUUUUCGUGUUUUUGCACAGCGGAUAUAUGGAGUGUGCUUGGGACUUUUAGCUCUGCUCAUUGACAAUUUAAUCUAAUAUAUGCGCUGUUCCCCUAAACGAUGAUGUGUGCUGCUGCGGCAGCGGGUGCCGGUGGUAGUGGGAUCCUGUCGUCCUCCGCAUCCCACUCCAUGGGGCUGGGCGUCAGGGUCAUUCCCGGAGCUGGAAACGAUUUUGCAUCGAUCGGAUCAGGGAUGGGCUCUUGUCCCGUUGUCGGGGCUCGCUCGGAUUGUCGGAGCCGCUACCAGCUUCUUCUCUCCGGGCGAGCGCUGGCGGAGAGGUACCGGAGGAUUUACACCACCGCGAUCAACGACAAAGAGCAGGGGCUGAACCUCGGAAGGGGAAAGAAAGCUUUGAGUAAGAAGAAGCUUAAAAGGCGGCAAAAAGUCAAAUCAAAAGUGAAAACAAGAACAAAGACGGAGAGUCUGGAUGGGGCCUUCCUUGUGCCUGACAUCAAACUCCACAGCAACCCCUCUGCAUUCAACGUCUACUGUAAUGUACGGCAUUGUGUGUUGGACUGGCAGCAGAAGGAGGCUGCAUUGGCCCUGGCCUCCCGCAACUCUGUGCAGAGUGGAGACUCAGACAGCGAGGAAGAGGAGGAGUACCGCGAACCAGCCAUUAAACUGCCCAAGAUCAUUGGUAUUGGACUGUGUGGAGUAUUUGAGCUCAUCAAAGAGACACGUUUCUCGCACCCGUCACUGUGCUUACGGAGCCUUCAGGCCCUGCUGGACAUGCUACAGGGGCAACAGCCUGAGAGCUUUCAAACCGAACCUCCAGAUGUGCUUGAGUCUCUCUUCCACCUUCUGCUGGAGACGACGGUGCGGAGCACAGGGAUGAAUGACCCCAACGGUCAGACCCUAACAGCAUUAUCCUGUGCCUGUCUCUUCAGCCUGGUGGUGGCCUGGGGAGACACUGGUAAAACCCUCCAGGCUGUAUCUGCCAUCCUCACCAACAAUGGCAGCCAUGCAUGCCAGACCAUCCAGGUUCCAACAAUCCUGAACGCUCUCCAGAGGAGUGUACAGGCAGUGCUGGUGGGAAAGAUCCAGAUCCAGGACUGGUUCGGGAAUGGCAUCAAGCGAGCCGCACUCAUGAACAAAUGGGUUCUGAAGGAGGUGAACAUCGAUGAAGAUGAACACUGUCUUCUGCAAACCGAUGGAUCAUUCCUCUACCUGCUCUGCAAAGAUGGCCUUUAUAAAGUGGGCUCAGGGUACAGCGGGACCGUCAGGGGCCAUGUGUACAACUCCACAUCACGUAUCAGGAACCGUAAGGAGAAAAGGCCAUGGCUGGGAUUCGCUCAGGGUUGUUUGCUAUAUCGAGACAUGAACAGAGACAGCUUGGCGGCCAUUAAGAUCAACCCAGAGACCCUGGAGCAGGAGGGCACCAUCACAAUGCCUGGUCUUCAAGCAGAUGGGCAGAACAUCGUAUUUACUGAUGGAGAUUAUAUCAACCAGAUUGCAGCCUGCAAAGAUGACGGCUUUGUGGUGCGGAUCUACGCCACCAGCUCAGACCCGGCCCUACAGCAGGAACUGCAGCUCAAACUGGCCAGGAAGUGUCUUCAUGCCUGUGGCAUCUCCCUCUUUGACCUGGAAAAAGACCUUCAUAUCAUCAGCACUGGUUUUGAUGAGGAAGCAGCCUUGAUUGGAGCCGGCAGAGAGUUUGCUUUGAUGAGAACGGCAUCUGGGAAGAUCUACUAUACUGGAAAGUAUCAGAGCCUCGGCAUUAAGCAGGGCGGCCCAUCGGCUGGGAAGUGGGUGGAAUUGCCAGUCACUAAAUCGCCCAAGAUUGUGCAGUUUUCUGUGGGCCAUGACGGCUCCCACGCCCUGCUGGUGGCCGAGGAUGGAAGUGUCUUCUUCACAGGCUCUGCCAGUAAAGGGGAGGACGGAGAAUCAACAAAGAGCAGAAGACAACCAAAGCCCUACAAACCCAAGAAGAUGAUCAAACUUGAGACCAAGACGGCAGUAUACACGGCCUGCAACAAUGGCAGUAGUAGCAUUGUCACUAAAGAUGGAGAGCUCUAUAUGUUUGGCAAGGAUGCCAUUUACAGCGACAGCACCUGUCAGGUAUCUGAUCUGAAAGGACAUUUUGUAACUCAGGUAGCCAUGGGUAAAGCUCACACCUGUGUCCUGACCAAGAGUGGUGAGGUGUGGACAUUCGGAGUAAACAACAAGGGGCAGUGCGGUCGAGAUACUGGAGCUAUGAGCCAGGCAGGGAAAGCGUUUGGAGUAGAGAACAUGGCCACUGCCAUGGAUGAGGACUUGGAGGACGAGCUGGAUGAGAAGGAAGAGAAAUCCAUGAUGUGUCAGCCUGGCAUGCACAAGUGGAAGUUGGACCAGUGUAUGGUGUGCACCGUGUGUGGAGACUGCACCGGGUACGGUGCCAGCUGUGUGAGCAGCGGCCGUCCUGACAGAGUGCCAGGAGGGAUUUGUGGCUGUGGCUCUGGCGAGUCAGGCUGUUCAUCGUGUGGCUGCUGUAAGGCUUGUGCCCGAGAGCUGGAUGGUCAAGAGGCCAGACAAAGAGGAAUUUUUGAUGCUGUAAAGGAAAUGAUACCGCUGGACCUACUCUUAGCUGUGCCUGUCCCUCCCCCCCCAGGCGUCAAUAUAGAGGAGCACAUUCAGAUUCGACAGGAGGAGAAGAGACAACGCAUCAACCGCCGACACCGCCUGGAAGAGGGCAGAGGCCCCCUUGUUUUCCCUGGUCCCCUUUUAAUGAACCAGCGUGAGCAAGUGCUAGCCAGACUAAGACCCCUUCAGGCCUUUAAGCUAAUGCGGGAGAAACUGAAAGAUGGCAGCAGUGAACGAGGGGACAAGGAUGCCAGUAAGAUCACUACCUAUCCUCCAGGGGCCAUGCGCUUUGAUUGUGAGCUGCGAGCCAUGCAGGUUAGCUGUGGCUUCCACCACUCUGUGGUAUUAAUGGAGAAUGGAGAUGUUUACACCUUUGGAUAUGGACAACAUGGGCAACUCGGACAUGGAGAUGUUAAUUCUAGGGGGUCUCCCACUCUGGUUCAGGCUCUGUCUGGCUCCAGUACUCAGGUGACAGCAGGCAGUAACCACACUGCAGUGCUUCUCAUGGAUGGACAGGUCUUCACCUUUGGGAGUUUCUCUAAAGGGCAGUUAGGGCGACCAAUUCUAGACAUGCCCUACUGGAACGCCAAACCCUCUCCAAUGCCCAACAUUGGCGCCAAGUACGGCCGCAAGGCCACGUGGAUCGGAGCCAGUGGAGAUCAGACUUUCCUUAGAAUCGACGAGGCACUCAUCAACUCCCACGUCCUGGCCACAUCUGAGAUUUUUGCCAGCAAACAUAUAAUUGGUUUGGUUCCCACAUCUGUAUCUGAGCCUCCUCCCUUCAAAUGCCUCCUUAUCAACAAACUGGAUGGGAGCUGCCGCACCUUCAAUGACUCGGAGCAGGAGGAUUUGCAAGGCUUCGGCCUCUGUUUGGACCCUGUGUAUGAUGUCAUCUGGAGGUUCUUACCAUCUACACGAGAGAUGUGUUGCUAUAACGCAGUAAUAGCAGAUGCUCGUGUGCCCCCUGCCUCAGACAUCCAGGCCCUCUGCAGCAUCCUCAGUCCUGAGCUGGCUCUUCCCUCGGGCUCUCACGCCACCACCACCCGCUCCCAUGGAGCUCUGCACAUCCUGGGUUGUCUUGACACACUGGCUGCUAUGCAGGAGCUGAAGAUGGGUGUGGCCAACGCUGAGGAAGAGACCCAGGCUGUGAUGAAAGUCUACUCUAAAGAGGACUACAGUGUGGUCAACCGCUUUGAGAGUCAUGGAGGCGGCUGGGGUUACUCUGCACACUCUGUAGAAGCCAUCCGCUUUUGCGCUGAUACUGACAUCUUAUUAGGGGGUUUGGGUCUUUUUGGUGGCCGAGGGGAGUACACUGCAAAGAUCAAGCUGUUUGAGCUUGGCCCUGAUGGAGGAGACCAUGAGACAGAUGGAGAUCUAUUGGCCGAAACAGAUGUUUUGGCCUACGACUGUGCUGCUCGGGAGAAGUAUGCCAUGAUGUUUGAUGAGCCUGUGCUACUUCAGUUGGGCUGGUGGUAUGUGGCGUGGGCUCGUGUGUCUGGACCCAGCAGUGAUUGCGGCUCUCAUGGCCAGGCAACCAUCACCACUGACGAUGGUGUGGUCUUUCAAUUCAAGAGCUCCAAGAAAUCAAACAAUGGUACUGAUGUGAAUGCUGGACAGAUUCCUCAACUACUGUACAGGUUGCCCUCUAAUGAUGGGAACGCAUCCAAAGGAAAGCAGCAGAGCAGUGAGCCUGUGCACAUCCUCAAGCGAUCUUUCGCCAGGACUGUCUCUGUGGAGUGUUUCGAGUCUCUGCUGAGUAUCCUGCACUGGAGCUGGACCACACUGGUAUUGGGUGUGGAGGAACUCCGAGGACUGAAGGGUUUCCAGUACACGGCCACCCUUCUGGACUUGGAGCGUCUACGUUUUGUGGGCACAUGCUGCCUGCGACUGUCGCGUGUCUACAUCUGUGAGAUCUUCCCCAUCUCUGCCAACACCAAAGCAGUUGUGGAGGAAUCCAGCAAGCUGGCCGAGUGUGUAGGAAAGACCCGCAGUCUCCUGAAGAAGAUCCUGUCAGAGGGGAUGGACAACUGCCUGAACAAGUUGGACAAUGAUCCUCAGGGUUAUCUAAGUCAGCCCCUCAUGCUGCUGGAGGCUGUGCUGCAAGAGUGCCACAACACCUUCACCGCAUGCUUCCACUCAUUCUACCCCACACCAGCCCUCCAGUGGGCCUGCCUCUGUGACUUACUCAACUGCCUCGACCAGGAUAUUCAAGAGGCGAAUUUCCGCACAUCAAGCAGUCGUUUGCUGGCUGCAGUAAUGUCGGCACUGUGUAACACAUCAGUCAAGCUGACCUCCAUCUUGCCCAUCGCGUACGACGGAGAGGUGCUGCUGCGCUCCCUCGCCAAGCAGGUCAGUACGGAAAACGACUCGGCCCUUGCUCACCGCUUCCCCCUGCUGGUGGCACACAUGGAGAAACUCAGUCAUAUGGAGGAGAAUCUGAUGGGUAUGACGACGUUCCGGGAGGUUCUGGAGAAGAUGCUUGUGAUUGUGGUUCUUCCUGUGAGGAAGAGUCUGAGGAAGGAGGUGGAGCUCUUCUCUCCUCAUCUUGUGUCCAACACGUGUGGUCUGCUGGCCAGUAUUGUCAGUGAACUAACUGCCUCUGCUCUUGGCUCUGAGGUGGAUGGGCUGAACUCCCUGCACUCUGUGAAGUCCACCCCCAACCGCUUUACUAAGACCAGCCAGGGCCGGAGCUGGAACACUGGGAACGGAUCCCCAGAUGCCAUCUGCUUCACCGUGGACAAGCCAGGGGUGGUGCUGGUGGGAUUCUGUGUGUAUGGAGGAGGAGGCAUCCACGAGUAUGAGCUGGAGGUGCUCGCUGAUGAUGUGAGUCAUUUUGUAGAUUCAAUACCAGUGUUGGGAAAUCUACUUCGAAACUGUCACUUACAGAACUACAAGGCACAGACAGAGCACCCUGGAGAUUCCGCCCACUGUCACAGAUGGACAUCUCUGGAGCUGGUCAAAGGCACAUACAGCACUGAUGACUCCCCCAGUGACAUUGCUGAAAUCCGCCUGGACAAAGCUGUUCCUCUCAAGGAGAAUGUGAAAUAUGCAGUCCGUCUGCGUAACUAUGGCAGCCGCACAGCCAAUGGGGAUGGAGGUAUGACCACUGUACAGUGCUCUGAUGGAGUCACCUUCACCUUCAGCACCUGCAGCUUGAGCAGCAACGGCACCAACCAGACCAGAGGCCAAAUCCCUCAGAUACUCUAUUACAGGAGUGAAUAUGAUGGUGACCUGCAGUCGCAGCUGUUAAGCAAAGCCAAUGAAGAGGACAAGAACUGCAGUCGAGCUCUGUCUGUGGUCAGUGUGGUGGUGCGGGCAGCCAAAGACCUUCUUCACAGGGCCUUUGCUGUGGACGUUGAAGACAUCCCAGAACUCCUGAGCUCCUCCAGUCUCUUCUCAAUGCUGCUUCCACUCAUUUUGGCGUACAUUGGUCCUGUGGCUUCCUCUGUGCCUAAGGCUGCAGUGGAGGUGUUUGGUUUGGUGCAGGAACUUCUUCCGGCUGUUUCUGCCCUCAACCAAAAAUAUGCCCCACCCGCCUUCAAUCCCAACCAGUCCACAGACAGCACCACUGGGAACCAGCCAGAGCAGGGCCUAUCAGCUUGUACCACCUCUAGUCAUUAUGCUGUCAUUGAGAGCGAUCACCCCUACAAGCAGGCUGGUGUCACUCAGUACAAGGUUUCCUUCCCAGAUUGUGUUCGCUGGAUGACCGUUGAGUUUGACCCUCAGUGUGGCACAGCACAGUCAGAGGAUGUUCUCCGUCUGCUGAUACCCAGCCGAUCUCUGCACUUCUCUGGGCUCGCCUCCAAACCUCUGCCCCACGAGACUAUAAACAGCUGGACGGAACUCAAGAAGUUCUUUGGCUCCAGUGGCUGGCCCACCGCCGUCUUGGUGCUGCCAGGUAAUGAAGCACUCUUUUCCUUGGAAACUGCAUCGGAUUAUGUGAAAGAUGAGAAGGCUUGUUUCUACGGAUUCAAAUGUGUAGCUGUUGGUUAUGAAUUUAACCCUGGUCUUGAUGAGGGCAUUAUUCAGCUGGAGAAGGAACUGGCCUAUUUGGGAAGUGUGUGUGCAGCUGCACUCAUGAAGAAGGAUCUAGCUCUACCCAUAGGAAAUGAACUGGAGGAGGAUUUGGAGAUUUUAGAGGAGGCUUCACUCCAGGUGUGUAAAUCCCACUCAGGGCUCCUGGGAAAGGGGCUGGCGCUCUCUCACUCGCCUACCAUCCUAGAAGCAUUGGAGGGCAACCUGCCAAUAUACCUGCAGACCAAUGAACACUCAUUUCUGGAGGACUUCAUCACCUGCGUGCAGAAAUCCAGUGGUGGCCGGCUUGCCAGGUGGCUUCAGCCAGACUCCUACGCAGACCCACAGAAGACCUCACUCAUCCUGAACAAAGAUGACAUUCGCUGCGGCUGGCCCACCACUGUUGUGGUGCAGACCAAAGACCAAUAUGGAGAUGUUGUACAUGUGCCAAACAUGAAGGUUGAAGUGAAGGCUGUUCCUGUCUCUCAGAAGAAGUCCAUCCAGCAGGAGAACAUGAAGAAACUGCAGCGUUUGCCGGGCAGCUCCUCUAACUCUCCCUCAAGCUCUGACCUGACCUUCGGUGGACAUCCAGCACCCAAACUGGAGGCGACUUAUGAGCCCAUGAUCAUCAAAGAGGCCCGUUAUAUCGCCAUCACCAUGAUGAAGGCAUAUGAAAAUUACUCUUUUGAGGAGCUUCGCUUUGCUUCACCCACACCAAAGAGGCCCAGUGAGAACAUGCUCAUCCGGGCCAACACAGAUGGCACCUACAGCGCUAACUGGACCCCUGGUGCUGUUGGACUUUACACCAUUCAUGUGACCAUAGACGGCAUUGAGAUUGAUGCUGGUCUGGAGGUAGAAGUCAAAGACCCACCCAAAGGAAUGAUCCCUCCUGGCACACAGAUGGUCAAACCCAAAGCUGAACCUCAACCUAGCAAGGUGCGCAAAUUUGUGGCCAAGGACAGCGCAGGGCUGCGUGUGCGUAGUCACCCUUCCCUGCAGAGUGAACAGAUAGGCAUAGUCCAAGUCAAUGGCACCAUCACUUUCAUUGACGAGAUCCACAAUGAUGAUGGGGUCUGGCUCAGACUGAAUGAUGACACAGUAAAGAAGUAUGUUCCCAGCAUGAAUGGCUACACUGAAGCCUGGUGCAUCUCUUUUAACCAGCAUCUGGGUAGAUGCCUCCUGGUCCCUGUCGAUGAGGGCAGGUCAAAUUCAGAUGAUAAUGGGAAGGAGACCAGUGGCCGCCCUUCUCAUGAGACCAGCGUUCGUGACCUGGGUGCGGGCCAGACUGGUGGACCGGGUCUUUAUAAGGUAGUGAAGACCGGACCUUCUGGUCACAACAUCAGAAGCUGCCCAAACCUUAGAGGUAUCCCCAUUGGAAUGUUAGUUCUGGGGAACAAAGUCAAGGCGGUAGGCGAGGUGAUUAACUCAGAGGGCACGUGGGUUCAGCUGGAUAAGAACAGUGUGGUGGAGUUCUGUGAGAGCGACGAGGGGGAGGCCUGGUCUCUGGCCCGAGACAAAGGGGGAAACCAGUACCUAUGCCAUGAGGAAGAACAAGUGAUUUUGGAGCAUGGAGCGCAAACCCCUCCUCCGAGCCCGUUCUCGGUUCAGGCAUUUAACAGGGGCAGCUCAGGAGCUCAGGGCUUUGACUACGGCAUCUCCAACAACAAAGGUGACCGGCUGAGUGCCAUACUGAAUUCCAUUCAAUCUGGGCCUUUCCUCCAAACUCCUUCCGUAUUUGAGCAAGCUGCCAAACCUCCCUCUUCCCUUGUCCACAGCCCAUUUGUGUUUGGACAAUCCCUUUCCCAGCAGCCUCAACCGCAACCACAGCUUCCGAAUGCUUCAUCACGCAGCCUUGCUUCACGUGAGCGUGUGCACAAAAGCAGUGCGACCGGGCCUGGCACCGCUCUCUCAUCUCUUGUUCUCAGACAAAAGGGUGACAGGGAAAACAUGGCUAGUCGUUCCAUGUCUCCAGCCAGCAAGCACCGUCAAGAGAGCCGUUCUUCCAAAUCUGACAGUCACUCUAGCCGAACAGUUGACCAGGUGAAGAGCAAGAACAAUGACAGUCUGUCUGCCAGUGAAGCCCUCAUUCUAAAAUCAGACACGGGAAAACUGCGUUCUGACUCUCACAGCCGUUCCCAUUCCCCUAACCACAACACAUUACAAGCCUUGAAAGCUGAUGGCCGAACUUCAGGCAUUAGGGCCGAGUCUCCGAACCCUGGCUCUCGUUCAUCCUCACCCAAACAAAAGACCUUAACCACCGGCAGAUCCAGCCCUUCCAGCACUAGUUCCCCACGUUCCUCGUCUCCUCAUGAUAAGAAUCUGCCCUCUAAAGUUAGUCCUUCUUCUAAAGCUCACCUGGAUCCUCCUCGUGAGAGAUCCAAAUCUGACUCCUAUACGCUGGACCCUGACACUCUUAGAAAGAAGAAAGUGCCUCUCAUGGAGCCUCUGAGAGGCAGGUCUACUUCACCCAAGCCAAAACUCCCACCCAAAGAGGGCAAAGGAGGAAGCAGUGAUGCAGAGAACCGAGCCCCAUCUCCCCACGUAGUUCAGGAAAACCUCCACAGUGAGGUGGUGGAAGUGUGUAGGUCCAGCGCCUUGCUAUCCAACGAUGAAGCCAAUGAUGAGAAUGCAGAGUUGCACAAUGCCGAAGAGGGUUCCUCCAAGGUGCACUUCAGUAUUGGAAAAGCCCCGGUCAAGGAGGAGCUUGAGAGUCGUUCUUCACCCAAAGUCAGCCGUAAAACCUCCAGCAGACAUGUGAGACCCAAAAAGGACAAAUCAGGGCCACUCUUCAAGGGUGACAACUUGCGUCCCACUGAACCUGCCAAGCAGGCCAUGUCGCCAUCUGUUGCAGAGUGUGCUCGUGCUGUCUUUGCUGCCUUCCUGUGGCACGAAGGCAUAGUACAUGAUGCCAUGGCAUGCUCUUCCUUCCUCAAGUUCAACCCUGAGCUGACCAAAGAACAUGCACCCAUCCGCAACUCUCUCAGCUGCCAACAAGGCUUUGACGAGAAAGAGAACAAACUGAAGAACCGCCACUCACUGGAGAUAUCCUCUGCCCUCAACAUGUUCAACAUAUCACCUCAUGGCCCAGACAUAUCCAAGAUGGGUAGCAUCAACAAGAACAAGGUUCUGUCCAUGUUGAAAGAACCUCCCUUGCCUGAGAAGUGUGAGGAUGGAAAAAGUGAGGCAGUCUUGUACGAGAUGACCAGCCAUUCCUCCAUGAGGUCCAAGUCUAUCUUGCCUCUUACCCUCCAGCACCUAGUAGCAUUCUGGGAAGACAUAUCUAUGGCUACCAUUAAAGCAGCUACACAGAACAUGAUCUUCCCCAGUCCAGGUUCCAGUGCUAUCCUUAAAAAGAAGGAGAAUGAAAAGGACAGCAAAAAGACAAAGAAAGAGAAAAAGAAGAAGGAGAAAGCUGAGGUGCACCCUAGGGGGAACCUUUUUGGGGAGAUGGCACAGUUAGCUAUGGGAGGCCCAGAGAAGGAUACCAUCUGUGAGUUAUGUGGAGAGUCUCACCCAUACCCUGUUACAUACCACAUGAGGCAGGCCCACCCAGGCUGUGGCCGGUAUGCUGGAGGUCAGGGCUAUAACAGUAUUGGGCACUUCUGUGGAGGCUGGGCUGGUAACUGUGGAGAUGGUGGGAUUGGAGGAAGCACCUGGUACCUGGUGUGUGAUCGUUGUAGAGAGAAGUACCUGAGAGAAAAACAAACAGCUGCAAGGGAAAAGGUUAAGCAGUCAAGGAAGAAACCUCUCCAGGUGAAAACCCCGAGGGCUCUGCCCACAAUGGAGGCCCACCAGGUUAUCCGUGCCAAUGCGCUGUUCCUGCUAUCUCUGAGCAGUGCUGCUGAGCCUAGCCUGCUUUGCCAUCACCCACCCAAACCCUUCCACACACAUUUACCCAGUCUCAAGGAGGGAGUGUCUGAGGAAAUUCCAAACAAGAUGGGCUGUCUCUAUCUGCAAACCCUAGCACGCCAGCACACUGAGAACUUUGGGGCGUACCAAGAUGACAACUUGUUUCAGGAUGAGAUGCGUUACCUGCGUUCUACAUCAGUACCCGCUCCCUACAUCUCAGUCACUCCAGAUGCCUGCCCCAAUGUUUUUGAAGAGCCUGGAAGUAAUAUGAAAUCUAUGCCCCCAAGUUUGGAGACUAGCCCAAUCACAGACAGUGACACAGCCAAGCGAACAGUAUUCCAGCGCUCAUAUUCAGUAGUGGCCUCAGAGUAUGACAAACAGCACUCAGCCUCGCCAGCACGGGUAAAGGCAGUGCCCAGACGAAGGGUACACAGCGGGGAUGCAGAAGUUGGGUCGUCUCUGCUUCGUCACCCUUCUCCUGAGUUGUCUCGACUGAUCUCUGCCCACGGCUCUCUCAGCAAGGGUGAAAGGAAUUUCCAGUGGCCUGUGUUGGCAUUUGUAAUCCAACAUCAUGACCUUGAGGGCCUGGAGGUGGCCAUGAAGCAUGCACUCCGCAAAUCAGCCUGCAGGGUGUUUGCCAUGGAGGCCUUUAACUGGCUGCUGUGCAAUGUGACUCAGACCACCUCCCUCCAUGAUAUCCUGUGGCACUUUGUGGCAUCUCUGACCCCAUCUCCCUUUGAGAUGGAAGAGGAGGAGGAUGAGGAGAACAAAGGAAACAAGGAGAACCUUGAGCAGGAGAAGGAUUUGGGUGUCUGCGAGCACCCUCUCUCUGACAUUCUCAUCGCAGGUGAGGCGGCUCACCCAUUGCCCCACACCUUUCACCGUCUGCUCCAGACCAUCUCUGACCUCAUGAUGUCUCUACCCAGUGGAAGCUCACUCCAACAAAUGGCUCUUAGGUGUUGGAGCCUCAAAUUCAAACAGUCAGAUCAUCAGUUCCUGCACCAGAGUAACGUGUUCCACCACAUCAACAAUAUCCUGUCCAAAUCAGAUGAUGGGGACAGUGAGGAGAGCUUUAACAUCAGUGUACAAUCAGGCUAUGAACCAAUCAGUCAGGAACUGUGUGUGGUGACCUGUCUGAAAGAUCUGACUAGUGUGGUGGACAUUAAAACAUCCAGCCGACCAGCCAUGAUCGGCAGUCUGACUGACAGCUCCACUGAGACAUUCUGGGAGUCUGGAGAUGAAGAUAAGAACAAAACUAAGAGCAUCACCAUCAGCUGUGUCAAAGGCGUCAAUGCAUCCUAUGUAUCUGUCCAUGUAGACAACUCCCGUGACAUUGGAAAUAAAGUGACGUCAAUGACGUUCCUGUGUGGCAAGGCUGUGGAAGAUCUCUGCAGGAUUAAACAGAUUGACUUGGACUCGAGGCACAUGGGCUGGAUAACCAGUGAGCUGCCAGGAGGAGACCACCAUGUGAUCAAGAUCGAGCUGAAGGGUCCUGAGAACACACUCCGGGUACGGCAGGUGAAAGUGCUUGGCUGGAAGGAGGGUGAAAGCAUUAAGAUUGCUGGGCAGAUAUCAUCCAGUGUCACCCAGCAGAAGAACUGUGAGACUGAGACACUACGUGUGUUCCGCCUUAUUACAUCACAGGUAUUUGGAAAACUAAUUUGUGGGGACGCAGAACCAACACCAGAACAAGAGGAGAAGAACCUGCUCUCGUCACCUGAAGGAGAAGACAAGGCUCCAUCUGAUGCAGACUUGAAGGAGCAUAUGGUUGGCAUUAUAUUUAGCAGGAGCAAGCUUACCAACCUUCAGAAACAGGUAUGUGCCCAUAUCGUCCAGGCCAUCCGCAUGGAGGCCACACGUGUGCGGGAGGAAUGGGAGCAUGCCAUCUCCAGCAAGGAGAAUGCAAACUCUCAGCCCAGUGAUGAUGAUGCCUCCUCUGAUGCAUACUGCUUUGAGCUGUUAUCAAUGGUGCUGGCCUUGAGCGGAUCUAACGUUGGCAGGCAGUAUCUUGCCCAGCAACUCACCCUGUUACAGGACCUGUUCUCCUUGCUUCACACUGCCUCACCGCGUGUCCAGAGACAGGUAACAUCAUUGCUCAGGCGCGUUCUUCCUGAGGUCACACCCAUGCGCUUGGCCAGUGUCAUCGGGGUGAAGGCCUUGCCACCAGCAGACAUCAGUGACAUCAUUCACUCUACUGAGAAGGGUGACUGGACCAAACUGGGCAUUUUAGAUAUGUUCCUGGGCUGCAUCGGCAAGGCCCUCACAGUGCAGCUCAAAGCUAAGGGCACCACUAUAGUGGGCACAGCUGGUAUGGCUGCAGGCAAAGGAGUCACUACAGUCACCUUGCCCAUGAUCUUUAACUCAAGCUACAUACGACGUGGAGAGAGUCACUGGUGGAUGAAGGGCUCCAUGCCGCCACAGAUCGCUGAGAUCAUCAUUAAACUAGUCAAAGACAUGGCUGCUGGGCAUCUCUCUGAUGCCUGGUCCAGGGUGACUAAAAAUGCAAUAGCUGAGACCAUCAUUGCCCUCACUAAGAUGGAAGAGGAGCACCGUUCUCCAGUGCGCUGCAUUGCCACCACUCGGAUGUGGCUGGCACUGGCCUCGCUGUGUGUGCUGGAUCAAGACCACGUGGACCGAUUAUCCUCAGGGCGUUGGAUGGGCAAAGACGGGCAGCAGAAGCAGAUGCCCAUGUGUGAUAACCAUGAUGACGGGGAGACGGCAGCCAUAAUUCUGUGUAAUGCAUGUGGAAACCUGUGCACUGACUGUGACCGCUUCCUGCAUCUGCACCGGCGCACCCGUACCCACCAGAGACAGGUGUUUAAGGAGGAGGAGGAGGCCAUUAAGGUAGACCUACAUGAAGGCUGUGGCAGAACCAAACUCUUUUGGCUCAUGGCAUUGGCUGACUCCAAGACCAUGAAGGCCAUGGUGGAGUUCCGUGAGCACACAGGUAAACCAGCAUCCAGCAGUUCGGACGUGUGCCGCUUCUGUGGCACCAGAAAUGGCACAGAGCUGUCAGCUGUAGGAAGUGUGUGUUCAGACCAAGACUGUCAGGAGUAUGCAAAGCUGGCCUGCAGCAAGACUCAUCCAUGUGGUCAUCCGUGUGGUGGGGUCAAAAAUGAAGAGUUGUGUCUUCCCUGCCUGCAUGGCUGUGACAAAACCACAGCGUGUCUGAAACAGGACGCUGAUGAUAUGUGCAUGAUCUGCUUCACUGAGGCUCUCUCUGCUGCCCCAGCAAUCCAGAUGGACUGCAGUCACGUGUUCCAUCUCCAGUGCACACGAAGGGUUCUAGAGAACCGUUGGCUUGGGCCCAGGAUAACCUUCGGCUUUAUGUCUUGCGCUAUUUGCAAGAACAAAAUAAACCACUCUGUACUGAAAGACUUGCUGGACCCCAUCAAAGAGCUGUAUGAGGAUGUGAGGAGAAAGGCUUUAAUGAGGCUGGAGUAUGAAGGACUACACAAGAGUGAAGCCAUCACAAUGCCUGGAGCUCGAUUCUACAAUGACCCAGCUGCAUUUGCCAUGAACAGAUAUGCAUACUAUGUGUGCUACAAGUGCAAGAAGGCAUAUUUUGGGGGUGAAGCGCGCUGUGAUGCUGAAGCAGGACAAGGUGAUGAUUAUGAUCCCAGUGAGCUCAUCUGUGGAGGAUGCUCGGAUGUGUCCAGAGCACAGAUGUGCUCUAAACAUGGGACAGAUUUCCUGGAGUAUAAAUGCCGUUACUGUUGCUCCGUGGCUGUCUUCUUCUGCUUUGGGACCACACAUUUCUGCAAUGCAUGUCAUGAUGAUUUCCAGAGGAUGACCAGUGUCCCAAAAGAAGAGCUGCCUCAUUGUCCAGCCGGACCAAAAGGAAAACAACUAGAAGGAAGUGAGUGUCCCCUGCAUGUGGUUCAUCCUCCCACCGGAGAGGAGUUUGCUCUGGGCUGCGGUGUGUGUAGAAAUGCCCAUACCUUCUAAACGCCAGCAUCCUGUGUUGAUAUAUCUCUCUCUAUAUAUAAAUAUAUAUUCACCCGAGUGUGGCGGCUGACACCGGAUGUCCGAUUCUGAAGGGGCUGUGACUGGCCAGCGUGCUCCAGGGUGCGUCCCCUCUCUUUAGACCCUGAAGAAUGAAAAAAAAAAAACAAAAGAACAGAAAAACCUUUGUGACGUGUUUGCAUGCAGCCGUUGUAACCCUGCGGCUCCCAUAAACAUUGCACACCUCCUGACCACUGAAGUAUAACAAUGAAUGGAGGAGUUUUGAACCGAAUCCAAGACUGCUUAUGGCCACCGUGAAAAAAAGACAAAACACGGGCCAUGAUUUCAGCUUCUUGAAAACAAAAUUAAGAUUAUAUUGUUGUAUGUAAACUGACUUUUUUUUUUUUUUUUAAUUCUGUACAGUAUUCCUUCUCUUUAGAGUGCAUCAUGGUUUGAUGGGAUUAAAUAUUAAAAUGAUAUAAGAAGACUUUCGAAUGUUACACUGGGAGGAAAAUAGUGUACGAUUUAUCUACUCUUGUACAUAAUGACAGUAACCCUUCAUAUGUGUAUUCCAAUGUUGCUGCUCUACACUUCAGUUUCGUUUGAUAUUCUGGGUUAUGUUUUGAGCCAGAACUUUUAAUGAAGUGCAAUACUGGGUGUGCCUCCUCGCAGAUGUAAACAUGGAAUGUAUGUCAAUAAAGACACUGUACAUUUUUAUACAGUGAUACACACGCUGUUGUUUCCCCCCGGCAAGUAAAAUAUCAUUUCUGUAGUCAGAAUGUUAUAGAGGGGCUUAAUGUCUGCAGUGUCUGCCUUUUGUCUCAAUGACGUGGUGUAAACCCUUUUCUGUCAUUUUAAAAACAAAAGGUGAGUAUAUGUUCUGCGUUUGUAUUGUAAGAACACGACUGAUUGGGGCCAGUCUUCACACCAAACCAAAGGAGCAGUGAGGCAAAACAAAAGUAAAUAUUAGAAAUUGUGAAUAAUUAGUGGUCAUUUUGGAGGCAUAUAGGAGUGUUUGAGGUGUGAUAAACAGUUGCUGUAAAAGACAAAAUACUGCAACUUAUGAAUCUGCUUUGUAUUAUUAUCUGUGGAUGGAGUUGAAUGGUAAUAAACCGGGUUCUCUGUUCAGCAAGGUACAUUACAAAAAGAGUGUUGUGUUUUCUUUCCUCCAUUCUUGGAACAUUUCAGCUAAAAAAAUAAAAUAUUAAAGUGAUAUAGUUGUUUGAACAUUGCAACUCAAUGGAAGAGGUGACAGAGUACAUUAGUACUGUUAGAGUUGAAUAUGGCCUGAUGUGGCACAGGAACGUAGAAAUAAAAUUGAUAGAAUGGGAAUUAGCAUGAAGCUUAGUGACCGACUGUCUAAAUAAUAAUAGAAAAAUAAAACUCUUCAUUGUAUACUUUAAUUUCUGUGGCUACUGUAAAUU
Myxocyprinus asiaticus (Chinese sucker) is the source of this 16304-nucleotide messenger RNA. RefSeq names its product E3 ubiquitin-protein ligase MYCBP2. The coding region runs from base 574 to 14883 and encodes 4769 amino acids. The transcript is spliced from 85 exons. Gene Ontology annotation, cellular component: nucleus. The record is from RefSeq and is a predicted model, not a curated record. Lineage: Eukaryota; Metazoa; Chordata; Actinopteri; Cypriniformes; Catostomidae.